This is a messenger RNA of Histoplasma mississippiense, 2271 nucleotides long. RefSeq names its product NADH-ubiquinone oxidoreductase 78 kDa subunit, mitochondrial precursor. The record is from RefSeq and is a predicted model, not a curated record. Gene Ontology annotation, cellular component: membrane. The coding region runs from base 1 to 2271 and encodes 756 amino acids. Gene Ontology annotation, biological process: ATP synthesis coupled electron transport. Gene Ontology annotation, molecular function: iron-sulfur cluster binding; NADH dehydrogenase (ubiquinone) activity. NCBI's taxonomy places the organism in Eukaryota, Fungi, Ascomycota, Eurotiomycetes, Onygenales, Ajellomycetaceae. The transcript is spliced from 6 exons.
AUGCGGCCGCAAUUCCUGCGUGCGGCGGCCAGGUCGAGGAGACAGCACUCGCCCUCCCUGCGCCACUCUUGCGGUGGAUCCGGUUAUUACUGUGGUCACAUCAGUUAUGCGGCGGGAGCAGGGAGGUCGAGGCCGUUUGCGACUACGGUGCCGCGUCCAGCAGAGGUGGAACUUACUAUUGAUGGGAAGAAGGUUUCGAUAGAAGCUGGCUCUGCUUUGAUUCAAGCGUGUGAGAAGGCAGGUGUUACAAUUCCUCGGAAGCUAUUGAUUGCAGGAAACUUCGAGGUAGAACGAGCUCCGAAGCCAGUGGCGUCAUGCGCGUGGCCAGUCCAACCAGGAAUGGUAGUUAAAACCAAUUCCCCCAUUACACACAAAGCGAGAGAAGGAGUCAUGGAAUUCCUCCUCGCUAACCAUCCCUUGGACUGCCCUAUCUGCGAUCAAGGAGGCGAAUGCGACCUACAGGACCAAUCGAUGAGAUAUGGUGCGGACCGUGGACGAUUCCAUGAAGUAGGCGGCAAGCGAGCAGUGGAGGAUAAAAACAUUGGGCCAUUGAUCAAGACUUCGAUGAACCGGUGCAUUCACUGCACACGCUGCGUCCGCUUUGCAAACGACAUAGCUGGUGCACCAGAGCUUGGGACUACUGGUCGAGGAAAUGAUAUGCAGAUUGGCACUUAUCUGGAGAAGAAUCUGGAUUCGGAAUUGUCUGGCAAUGUUAUCGAUCUAUGUCCCGUCGGUGCUCUGACGUCGAAGCCUUACGCCUUCCGAGCCCGACCUUGGGAGCUCAAACAUACUGAAUCUAUCGACGUCCUGGAUGCUUUGGGAUCAAAUAUUCGGGUGGACUCCCGCGGAAUGGAAGUCAUGCGCAUUCUUCCCAGACUGAACGACGAUGUCAAUGAGGAAUGGAUCAAUGAUAAAACUCGAUUUGCCUGUGAUGGAUUGCGAACUCAACGACUCACCACCCCCUUGGUCAGGAAAAAUAACAAAUUUGUUCCGGUUACCUGGGAGCAGGCCCUGACAGAGAUCGGAGGCGCUUUCCGCCAGAUUGCACCAAAGGCCAAUGAAUUCAAGGCCAUCGCGGGACAUCUCGUCGAGACCGAGUCACUAGUUGCCAUGAAAGACCUGGCGAACCAGCUAGGGUCAGACAACCUGGCACUCGACCAGCCGGGUGGGAACGCCCCCAUCGCACACGGGAUUGAUGUACGAUCGAACUACCUCUUCAACUCUCAAAUUCAUGGCAUAGAAGAGGCCGACGCCAUCCUACUCGUCGCUACCAAUCCUCGCCAUGAAGCUGCCGUCCUCAACGCCCGCAUCCGCAAGCAAUAUCUCCGUUCAGACAUCCAAAUCGCCCUCGUUGGCGAAACCUUCGCCAGCACCUUUGAUUUCGAGCACCUCGGCACGACAGCUGCAAACCUCAAGUCUGCUCUCACAGGCCCCUUCGGCAAGACUCUUGCCUCCGCCAAGCGACCUAUGGUCAUCGUCGGUUCUGCCGCUGCCGAACACCCAAAUGCAAAAGCCAUCUUCGAAACCAUCGGUGCCUUCGUUGAUAAGAACUCUGCGACCUUCAACACCCCCGAAUGGCAGGGUUACAAUGUCCUUCAACGCGCCGCCUCUCGUGCCGGCGCCUACGAAGUUGGCUUCACAACUCCAUCCCCUGACGUCGCUGCCACACAGCCAAAGAUGAUCUGGCUCCUCGGUGCGGACGAAGUUAAUGAAACAGACAUCCCCAAGUCCGCUUUCGUUGUCUACCAGGGGCACCACGGUGACCGCGGUGCUCAACUCGCAGAUGUGGUCCUCCCUGGCACUGCCUACACGGAGAAAUCCGGUACAUAUGUUAACACAGAGGGUCGGGUGCAGAUUACGCGUGCUGCCACUUCACCCCCCGGCGCUGCCCGCGAUGAUUGGAAGAUCAUCCGUGCAGCCAGUGAAUUCCUUGGCGCGCCGCUGCCUUAUGACGAUGUGGAAAUGCUGCGGGAUCGUAUGGAGAUGAUCUCUCCAGUGCUGCGCAGGUAUGAUGUUGUGGAAAAUACCUCAGUAGACAUAAGUGCGUUGAGCAAAGUGCAGCUUGUGGAUCAGAAUCGAGGCGCUGCGGUGGGGAAUGAGCCUUUCAGGAGGGCUAUUGAUAAUUUCUACUUCACAGAUUCGAUAUCGAGGAGUUCCCCGACAAUGGCACGUUGCUCGGCUGCUAAAGAGACCGGAAACCCAGAUACUAACUUAAUGAUUGGGAGUGCGGUGGAGGAGCAGCAACGGCUUGGUGGUGUUUCAAGUGCAUAG